UGUUAAGUAAAUACAAACCAUUUGUCCUUUUGCAACCAAAUCUUUAUAAGUAGAACCUCGUCUAUCCAUAGUUACUCAAAUGCUGACUUUGCUGCACCUAAAUCGGCUUUUAGGUGGCUAAAUAUACAAACAAACGUUUUCAAAGAAAUUCACCCAAAUCAGGUUUGUGUGACUGAGAAAGAAAUUUGUCAAAACCGAGCCAAAAAAGUCUUUGAAAAUUCGAUGCAAUUCUGUUAAUACAACAAAUUUUAUAUAAAACAAAGCAAACCAAAAAAACCCCAUAGCUUUAUUUGCUUGAUUUUAGUCUUUUUCCGCUUGACCUGUAAAAUGACUCAACGAUUUUGCCCCGUGACAAAAAUGUUGCACAUCCCGAUCUUAGGCCUUCAUAUAACAGCUGUAUUUAUGCUGAGAUUAAAACACACAGGUGGAAUUUAUUCACUAACGAGAGUAAAGGAUGGUGAGUUGAAAAACAGAACUGUAAUCGAAAAUGUAAAGAAAAAAAAAUAUCAGCAACAACUUGUGUUCUUGUUAUAAUUAUUUGCUUGUUAAGCAGAGAUAAAUGAACAGUUGCCACUGAGGACCUCUGUGAGUUCCAUCUCUGCAUCUCUCACUCUCCCGGAGAAACAAGCAACUCUCGCUCCGCCUUUAAAUCCACCAACUCCAGGAUCCGCGCGCAUCACGGAGAGGGAGACGGAUAGAGAGACCUUGAGAGACUGCGCCACUGAGCGCAGGAGAGAGAGGGACAGAGUUAACCGCUGCCAAAGCGGAUUACUGCGCGUCGCCUCUGUGAUUCUUUCUCUUUGUCUCCCGCUUGAGGGUUUCCCCCUCCUGCUCUCUCAAUCGUUUCUUCUUAGAGGAGAGAACCAUGGCUUUAUUAUUAAGUGCGUGUUGGCUCGGCGCAUCUUUGCAAUGAGUUUCUCCGCUGCUGCGCUUCCGUCACCGCGGCAACUUUUCCGUGCGCCACGGCGCCACUGAGGCGCUUCUCGGUGGGAAAGUUUUACAUGAAGCCCGCGGGGACCAUGGGCUCUCGGUGAAAGCUCCCACUUUCUCCCCUCUGCCUUUCAAGCCGCGCGGCAAAAAUGCAGAAGAGCGUCCGCUACAACGAAGGGCACGCACUGUUCCUGUCGGUGGUGGCGCGUAAAGAGGGCACCAAGCGCGGCUACCUGAGCAAGAAGACGGCGGAGAACAGCCGGUGGUCGGAGAAGUUCUUCGCCCUCUACCAGAAUGUACUGUUCUACUUCGAGAACGAGCAGAGCGCGCGACCAGCGGGGAUUUACCUGUUGGAGGGAUGCACCUGCGAGCGCACGCCUGCGCCAAAAAUAUCCACGACCGGGAAGGAGGCGCUGGAGAAACAG
Poecilia latipinna (sailfin molly) is the source of this 1355-nucleotide messenger RNA. RefSeq names its product ras-specific guanine nucleotide-releasing factor 2-like. The record is from RefSeq and is a predicted model, not a curated record. Lineage: Eukaryota; Metazoa; Chordata; Actinopteri; Cyprinodontiformes; Poeciliidae. The annotation marks the transcript as partial. The transcript has a single exon.